Molecule: messenger RNA, 1782 nt
Organism: Trichoderma asperellum CBS 433.97
Lineage: Eukaryota; Fungi; Ascomycota; Sordariomycetes; Hypocreales; Hypocreaceae
Biological process (GO): fructose 2,6-bisphosphate metabolic process; fructose metabolic process
Cellular component (GO): cytosol
Molecular function (GO): ATP binding; 6-phosphofructo-2-kinase activity
Source: RefSeq, a predicted model, not a curated record
AUGAACGACCUGACAGACACUCCUCCGUACUCAAGAAGCGUCACGUCGACUGCGCCCAGCUCGCCGCGAAUUCCUCCCCAGCGACAGAACUCCGGCAGCCAAACCCCGCGAGUUCGACCCCAUGCGACGACGCUUAAUAUUCCGGGCAUGACCAGGUCCAAGGUCUCUCCCGAUGGACGAAUUCCCCAGCGCGACGUGGCAGCCAAGCUUGUCAUUGUCAUGGUCGGCUUGCCCGCCCGUGGAAAAUCCUACAUCACAAAAAAGCUGCAGCGCUACCUGACGUGGCAGCAGCAUGAAUCGCGCAUCUUCAACGUGGGGAACCGACGACGUAAGACGGCCGGUCGCAAAGUCUCAAUUCAUCCCAAGCUGGCCCCAGAACCCGAUUGUCUUGAUCCUCCUGUUCAAGCCGCCGAAAUACUGCUAAAUGGCUUUCCGGCUCCUAGCGACGGCUUGAGCCCCCGAGACCGAGGCGAGCCUACUGAGCUUGAUCUAAAUCAAGCCAUCGAGGAGCAGAAAGAGGCCGAUCAAUCGGCGCAAUUCUUCGACCCCAAGAAUGAAAAGGCAGCAGCCAUGAGGGAGCAGGUGGCAAUGGACACCUUGGACGAGUUGUUGGACUACCUCUUGAAUGAGGGUGGUGCGGUUGGCAUUCUUGAUGCCACCAACAGCACGAUUGCGCGAAGGCAGCACGUGGUUGAUCACAUCAAGCAGAGAGAACCCAAGCUUGGCAUUUUGUUCAUUGAGAGCAUCUGCCAUGAUAAAGACCUGCUUGAGGCAAACAUGCGUCUGAAGCUUUCCGGCCCGGACUACCGGGAUAGGGACCCUAUCAAGUCGCUGGAGGACUUCAAGGCUCGAGUGGCCGCCUAUGCCAGCGCAUACCAGCCCCUCGGAGACUACGAGGAAGAGCACGAUAUGCAGUACAUUCAGAUGGUUGAUGUCGGCCGAAAGUUGAUUCAGCACAGACUCAAGGGAUUUCUAAGUGGUGGGCUCAGCACCUACCUCUCUAGCUUUAAUCUCGCCCCCCGACAGAUUUGGAUCACCAGACACGGCCAGAGCAUUGACAAUGAGCUGGGCAGAUUAGGCGGUGACGCUCCUCUUACCGAGCGAGGCCACUGCUAUGCCCAGGCUCUCCAUCGCUUCAUCACACAGAAGCGAAAGGAGUGGAUCAUAGAGCAGAAGAGUAAGAUGGCGCAGGCGUCAUUUCCCCCCCUUCCAGGCGACAACACUCCCCCUUACCCCGACAUGUACAGCGAUGUCGACGACAAGAACUUUUGCGUGUGGACAUCAAUGCUGCAACGCAGCGUAGAGACAGCCGAGUACUUUGACGUCGAUGACGACUACGACGUCAAGAACUGGGAAAUGCUCAACGAGCUGAACUCUGGCCAGUUCGAGGGCAUGACCUACGAAGAGAUUGCGAAAAAGUACCCCGAGGAGUUCAAGAAGCGUGCCAAUGACAAGCUCAAUUAUAUCUACCCGGGUGUUGGUGGCGAGGGUUACCUCCAGGUUAUUAGCCGCCUUCGCGACAUGGUGCGGGAGAUUGAGCGCAUCACAGACCACGUUUUGAUCAUUGGACACCGGUCUGUCUGUCGUGUCCUGAUGGCCUACUUCAUGGACCUGACUCGAGAGGACAUUACCGAUAUGGAUGUGCCUCUGGGUAUGCUCUAUUCGAUCGAGCCGAAGCCUUAUGGUAUUGCCUUUCACGCUUACCGCUACAAUGAAUGGCGAGGCUGGUUUGAGGAGCUCCCCAAUUACAAGCCUCAGAAGGCUGCUCGUGGCACCGUCUGA